UAGUUUGAAAGUUUGGGGGGGUUGAAAAAAAAAAGAUGAGCAGAAUUUGGCGAAGUUUCAUGCAACUUCAAAGACACGUGUCUGUGAUGUAGAGUCAUCGUCAGAGAUGGCCUUUGAAGAUUAUUAUCACAGACAUAUUUUUACACAUAGGUCUGGUUCUGUGAUGUAAUUCAUGAAGUGAGAUAAGCAGUAAGUCAACAUCAUGGACGUUAACACCUGCAGAGCAACAGCCACUAGUUCAUCUGAGGAGAAGUGUUUCAUCUUCUAAAGCGCAGAGUAUUUCACCGAGAAUGGAAGGAGGAGAAGAAGAGGCCAAGGCAACCGACGUAGGCACCAAUGCAACUCUAUGGAUGCCAACCGCUGUAAAGCAACAAGAGCCAACCAACAACAAGCAGGCCUUAAAGAUCUGCGACGACCCAGAAAACCUCAUCCCGUCACACUUGGAGCUGAGCGCCUUUGUUUACCCGCCUCCCAUCAUGGUUUCCGACCUCAUGAUGGACACUUAUGUGACCUCCUUGAUUCACAGCUACCUGGACAAAGGUGGGUCUCGCAGCAGUGAGUUCCGAAGGCCGCUGGUUGAACUGUCACGUCACUUUAUUCACACGGUUGAACUGCACAUCAUGGACUGUAUCAAGCCUGUGCUGGCCGCGUGGCAGAAGAAGAGACAGCUCCUCUACAGCUGGACAUCGGUACAAAGUACCAGCUGCUUCUUCGGCAUCGACGAAGGCCAGAUCCGGUCCAACAUGAAGGACGUCCUUCCGUUGUGUUUCUCUCAAGCUUUAAACACCCCACAGGUGGACUGUAAGAGUCUGCGUCAAUUCACGCGGUUGGUCGCCAAAGACGCCUCCGCAAAAGUGAAUGGUCGCAUUGCCUUGAUGAUGAGUUCUACGCAAAUACACGUCAAAAAGAUUUCCAAGUGCAAGUGCAUCGAUUUCAAAACCAUGGAUAUGCUGGUGGGUCUGGCUGUGGAAAUAAUUGACUGUUUGCAACUUGAUAAGUGCAGAUGCACGCCGCAGAAAUGUGAGAAGAGCAGCACUGCCUCCAUACGUAUCGCUCAUUUCCUACGACCUCACGCCGUGAUCGCAAGGAAGCACCAAUGUGACAUCUCCUACUCCACCUCCGACCGAGCCGUGCUGACAAUCCUGACUGAGGCCGAUGAAGCCAUGAUCGAUGCAGACAUCGAGCAGGCGGAUGACAGCGUCCCAUACUGCGACGACAUCGCCCACUCUGCGUACUCUCACUGCGAAGACGAACCAGAAGAUGCGGAUAACGCUGUCUCGUCUCUAGCUGAGUCAGCAGCAAUGUCUGACGGACAUGUUGAAAGCUACAAACUGCUCAUCUUGGUGGUGACAGAGCUUCUGAUGAACACCAUGAAGAAGGCGCAGGCGUCGUUGUGUCGGGCGGAUUUCAAACGGAUAGUCCAGAACGUGUCAGAGAGGGCGCUGCAGCACAUCAAACUCAGAGACAUCACCGUGAGCAAAGGCAAGAGUUUCAACAAGACCUGUGAGGCUCUGCUCAGCGACCUCUCGGAGAGGUUCGAUUCUGAUGACGUUCUGCUGACGGGACUGCAGCAGGCCGACGAUGUGGUCAUCGCAGCACUGAGGAGCCACCUGACGGCAGCCAAUAAGAAGGGGAACGUUGUCACCAGGUUCUUCUCCGAUGCAGGCAAAGCCAUUAAGACACGCUUACAAGACAUCGUCCGUGGGGGCAACUUGGUGGACAAUCACACACGGGACAUACCGACCCGUCCAUCCUAUUGAGUCGUCCGAUGCCCAGAGCCCAGAUAUGAAGGGUUUAUGACACAUUUCAGCCAAUGAGACAAUUGUAUUUUGCUCGGUGGAAUGAAGUCGUGUGUGGUCUGAGACAAACUGUCGUCAACAGGACAGAAACUUGGCUGAUCGCGAUGAAGAUGGCGGCGUUUUUAAUUUCCCGAAUGGAACUCCUGAGGGUUUAAUAAAGUCCUGUCUGUCUAUCACUAUCUAUGAUGAUAAUGAUGACGGUGGCGAGGAAACCCAAAACCCGAAGAAGGAGUUAAAAACCUUUAGCGACAUUUAGACAUUACUUGAAGACAACAACAUUGUGGCUUUAAACUGUAAUAAAUCUCAGUGAAACUACAGAAAAUGUCUUUUUU
This is a messenger RNA of Cynoglossus semilaevis (tongue sole), 2131 nucleotides long. RefSeq lists its product as uncharacterized. The transcript is spliced from 2 exons. NCBI's taxonomy places the organism in Eukaryota, Metazoa, Chordata, Actinopteri, Pleuronectiformes, Cynoglossidae. Bases 291 to 1760 code for a protein of 489 amino acids. The record is from RefSeq and is a predicted model, not a curated record.